Bombus huntii is the source of this 3282-nucleotide messenger RNA. RefSeq names its product C-type lectin 37Db-like. The transcript has 8 exons. Gene Ontology annotation, biological process: biological process involved in interspecies interaction between organisms. Gene Ontology annotation, cellular component: external side of plasma membrane. Bases 1183 to 2145 code for a protein of 320 amino acids. Lineage: Eukaryota; Metazoa; Arthropoda; Insecta; Hymenoptera; Apidae. The record is from RefSeq and is a predicted model, not a curated record. Gene Ontology annotation, molecular function: carbohydrate binding.
CAGAGGAUCUUAGGCGUUACGAUUUUCUCUCGUACACACGUCACCCACACGAAACGAAUCAACGACCAGAAUUGCACGCGCAACCUUCGCAAUCGCGAAGAUCAUCGCGUCACCGUUAAAACCGGCAAUUAUUCCCCGGUACAAAUUUUACGCGUGCAUGAAGCAACAGCGGCAGCCAAGCCUCCGCGGAAUCAUUCACGGUAACCUCUCACUCUCUCCCUCUCCCACGCGUGUUCGUGGCAUGGGACCGUAACGGUGGAACGGAGAAAGGAGAAAAUCGUGAAAAUCUCGCGCGAGUGAAACAGAGACGGACGCACGUGCGGGGCAGAAGGUGCGUCCGAGAAAGAGUGGAAGGUACGAUCGGGAACGGCGAUCCUUUCUUUCUCCUCUCCUUCUCCCUCUGUCUUCUGGUUUCUCUCUCGUCGGUUCACCUGAGAAUCGGGGAAUGUCCUCGUGGCGAGAGCAGUCGUCAGUGUCUCGGUAGACCUCCAUCUGGAGCCAAGCUCUGUACAGGAAACGAUCGACCGUGUUCGUUCGCGUGUCAUUCAGUGUCACGUGUGACGUUGAACGUACGCUUGUCGGAUACUGAAACGGAAACACGGUGCCGAUGACACUGGGAAUCCCGAAGGUAGACGAGAAAUCACGGUGAUCGUAGCCUCCGUCGUCGUCUGCGACGUCUUCCGGUCCCGCGUGUUUCCGAUUCGAUUUGCCUGCACGGCGAUUCGAUUGCCUCGCGCCGCCAACGUUUCACCGUAGUCCGGAAAUCUUGCCACGAGAAACAUCUUGCCAGUGGUAUGUGCGACGCGAAGAUUUAGAGGAACGGCGUCGAAAUGUAAAUAGCUGUAAUGAGAGAAUUCCGGCAGCUCAGCUUCGAUCGUUCGACUCACGCGGAGCGCGACUUGUGAUUUUUGAAGAGGAGUUGGGAUAGUGUGUCGUUUCGGUGUGUUGCAGCUGAAAGAAGUGUCGCACGAAGUCGACAAAUUUUAAGUAGCAUUUCCAGUGCCGCAGGUGCAAAACAAUCUUAUGUGUUACAUGCUGUGCAAGCGAAACGGUUGAGAGAAAGAGAGAGAGAGAGAGAGAGAGAGAGAGAGAGAGAGAGAGUGAGUGAGUGAGUGAGAAGAAAGGAGCGGAGGAGAACGCCGGGGGAAGAAUUCCUUUAGCCAGCUCGAAGAAACGGUCGAAAUGAGAAGGUGUGGCUUCGUCGUGUGGUUGGUCCUCGCCUGCCUCACCAGCGACGCAUUGCAACAGUACAGGGAAAAGAACAUCAACAUCGUUGCACGAGGACUCGAUAGACGUCAGAUUUCGCGUCGAAGAAAAGAACGAGAUUCGGAUCUUUGGACAGAGAUCGAAACUUGUUCCAGAUCGUUGGACAAUGACUCGGUGACUAUCGAAAAUCGCGGCGCGGAGACAGACGCGGUACAGGCGAUCUUGGCCAGAUAUCUUCAGAGGCGUCUUCAGGGGUCGCAGCUGUCGACGCCGCCGCCGCCAGCUGUCCUCUUCAGUAGCAAUAACCAGGCCAGAAUGAGACACGCUCAAAGGACUACCAGCAAUGCGUUGCCGAAGAAUGUCAGCGAGAAAGAGAGGAGGGAACGCGUGGAGGAUUACGAGGAUUACGAGGACGACCUUGAGGGUUUCGAGGACAGUGAGAGGAGCAGGACCAGAUUCGAUCUCUUCGCCGACGACUGUCCAAACUGCGUGGACGAGCACAGCAGCAACCUGGCCGCAUCAAGAUGGACGAUGCCGCUGUUGAAGCUCGGCGAGAAAAGAUACUACCUGGGGAUCUUCUUCAAGGCCAACUGGUACAGGGCGUCCCAGUAUUGUCGAUAUCACGGAAUGCAUCUGGCGAGUAUAGCGUCGCAGGAGGAAAACGACAGGCUGGAGAAACAUAUUAAGGACUUCGGCCUUGGACACGAGCAUUUUUGGACCUCUGGUACCGAUCAGGCUGAGGAAGGCACUUUCUUCUGGAUGGCGAACGGCAGGCCAAUCACGUUCGAAAAUUGGAACGUCGGCGAGCCGAAUAAUUUCAGAUACGAGAACGGCGAAGAGGAGCACUGCCUGGAGCUGUGGAACAGGGAUGGUAAAGGGCUGAAGUGGAACGACAGCCCGUGCAGCUUCGAGACGUUCUUCGUGUGCGAGGUGCAGUGAUCGAUCGAUCGGCCAACAGGAUUGACGAAAAACAGGAUCUGAAAGUCAUCGAUACACGGGAUUCGAUUCACGAUACAUCGACUUGCCUAUCGAGUCAUCCUGCCAACUAUUGCCUCGUCGACUUCGUUUUUCCUCCGGGACCUCGAAACAAAAUAGAAAAAGUGACUUUCUCUGUGUGUGCGCGUGCGUGUGCGUGCGUGCGUGCGUGUGUGUGUGUAAGUGCGUGUAUUCCACGUAGACGAGCGUUUUAAACGCGUCUUGCGAAUCGAUGGAUCGCGGGCAAAUGGAUGCUGAACGUAAAGAAACAGAUGGCGAACACGAUGAUUAGGAUACCGAGAUGUUUCUGUGAAGGAAAUUUUUGUGAAAUGGUCUGAAACCUAUGCUUGGAUUUUUAUGUGAAAAUCGCGGUUUCGUUACAGCAAAUACGCCUUAUUUCUGCUACUGCGAAGACCACUAGUUCUACUUGUUCGUAGAAUAUUUUUAUAGUAAGUAGCAACGAUGAGAAUUUUCUUUACUGGUGGAUAAGAACUGACGAAAGAAUGGUUUAAAAUGAUUAUUUUAAUGGCUUAUUAACGUUCACGUUGUAUGAUACUAUUUGCUUGUUAAAUUUAGCAAUUACGAAGUAAGGACUCGUAAGUUUUAACGUGGAUGUUAGCGAUAAUAGUCGUUUGUCAUUAACGCAAAGAAGCCUGUGUUUGGAUAAUGGAUUCUUUUUUUUGGAAGAUGGAUAAGCUGGAGCUUGUGUGCUACUUUUUCUUCGAUGAUAGAAACGUAGAAUUAUAGUUGCGUCGUUGACGAAAGUUCCAACAAAAAUGUGACCGUUGUUGGUAACCAGGCGGAAAGUCAGGGAAUUUUCAAACUUUGCCAAUCGAUGGAAUCAAGGUUGUCCGAUACGAAAAGCACUUCCAAUUCCAUAGAUUUGCAAAAUUUCUGGUUUCUAAUCGUAAGAUAUUUCCUCUUUUUCUUCCGGUUUCCUUACCAAAAGCUCGUUGCUAACGUUAAAAAUGUCGAGAGGAGAAAUCAAAAGACUUUAAAGUGGGCGUGUCGAUUAACGAUGAUUUAACAGAAUAAUGUAAGCUUCUAUUUUCUAAUUAAUAUCUGAAUUAAAUAACGAAAGGAAUAAAGAAAUGAAUUCUA